CGGGGAGGGCGAGCGAGCGAGUGAGCGCGGUCGAGCAUCCCUGCCCAAGGCCGGGCGCGACCAGCGCGGCGGGGGGAGCGCGCUUCCAAGCGGCCGCCCCCGCGCGCCGCGCCAGUAGUUCGGUCCGAGGGGGCGGCUCCAGGGGCGCGGCUCCAGCGCCGAGGCUGCUCCGGGCGGGAGCGGACCCCAGAGCCGAGCUGCGCGGAGCAGGGCUGGGGGAGAGGCCGGCGGGCGGGCGGGCGGACGGACGGGCGGGCGGGCGCGCGCGGGGGCGAGCUUCGGCGCGGCGGCCCCGAGGAGCGGGGGCGAGCGGCGCUGCGGGGCCGUGGGAGGAAGCGCUGUGCCCGGCCCGACGGCGCUCGUUGAGCCACCUCCGCGGGUCGCCGGCGACGUUGCCGGCGCCUGUCAAGGCCCCUCCAUUUUGAAGGAAGAGGCCGCCGUUCCCCCACCGCAGGGGCGGCAGCCGCGCUCAUGGCGUUCAGUCCCUGGCAGAUCCUGUCGCCCGUGCAGUGGGCCAAGUGGACGUGGUCCGCGGUGCGCGGUUCGGGCGCGGGAGAGGACGAAGCCGGAGGUCCUGAAGGCGACCCCGAGGAGGAAGAGGACUCGCAAGCCGAGACCAAAUCCCUGAGUUUCAGCUCGGAUUCUGAAGGUAAUUUUGAGACUCCUGAAGCUGAAACUCCAAUCAGAUCGCCUCUCAAGGAGUCUUGUGAUUCAUCACCGGGAUUGUCAGAACCUGAGGCCAAACCCCAAGAAUCUCGAGAAGCUGAUGAACAGUUGGUAGCAGAAGUAAUUGAAAAAUGUUCACUCGAUGCAUGUUCUAGAUCUUCAGAAAAUGAAGCACCACGGGCAACUGUCGAUUCUCACUCAGUCAAGGAUGUCAAAGGGAAGGCGGAACAUGAUACUAGCAAGAUCUCAGUAGUGAGGCCGUUUUCAAUAGAAGCCAGGGAUUGCAUAGGUGACCCUGCGACUCUUGGAACAACAGCAACCUAUGGCUGUGCCCCUGUGCUCCCAGGCAAGGCCUUGCCUUCCGCCAUACUGGAAGCCAGUCAGGACAAGCCAACGAUGGACAGAGGCAUGGGGGUUACAUUGGAGGCUUUUACAGAAGCCAGUCUGAAGACUGGAGACCCCUGUCCAGAGCCCGUGGCCAACAGAAGCAAGCUAAGAAAGCCCAAGCCUGUCUCCCUGAGGAAGAAGAUGGCCCCUGAACCAGCAAUGUUGAUGGAAGGCUCACAUCUCCCUAAGGCUUCCUCCCUAUGGAUUCCUGAUGAGUUGGAUCAGAACGCAAAUCCUAGUGUGCUGAGAGGCUCGAGGGCCCAGAGAUCUCCCCUUAACUCUAACGAAGCGGCUGGCGUUCUCAGUAAUGGCACCAGUGACUCAGGGGUUGUGCUGCAGGAGAGGUCCAGGGACUCACCUCUCAAACUUGAGGUUGAUUUUACAGAAGAUGGGGAGCAUGUCGAGACCAGGAGCACCCUUCUGAAGCAACCUGGCAGGAAACCCAGUAACAAACUGGCACCCAAUAUACAGAAAGAUGGCGUCAGGAAGCCAGUAGGUGUUGAGCAGGCUGCAGACCUAACAGUUCAAGAUGCCUCUCUCGCCCAGACGUCUCCUAAGCUAGAUCCGAGUAAAUGGGGUCAUCCUAACUUUAAUUCCUUCGGGAGCUGCCCCAUUCUGCAGAACUCCCCGCCCCUCUCCUCCAAAGGCUCCCACCACUUUGACCCAGAUAAGGUUAACGUUGAUGAAUCCAUGGAUCCCUGUAAGCCAACCACAGCUAUGACAAGCAGCGGCUUUUGUUCCGCCACUGGUAAUCAUGUUAAUGAAAUCUUAGACUCACCCAAGAAGGCAAAGUCGAGUUUAAUAACGAGUGGCUGCAAGGUGAAGAAAUACGAAACUCCAUCUCUUGAUUUGGAUGCGUGUUCUCAGGAUGAGGGAGCCGUGAUCUCACAGAUCUCAGACAUUCCUAACAGGGACGGCCACGCAACGGAUGAAGAGAAACUGGCUUCUACAUCGUGUAGUCAAAAGUCAGCAGCGGCUGAGGUGAAAGGCAUAGAAAAGGAGACAUGCCAGAAGAUGGAGAAAGAGGAGCUGGCUGUGCAUGAGCUGCUGGAGUCCUCUUCAGAAAAGGCCCCUGUGUCUGUGGCCUGUGGGGGAGAGAGCCCCCUGGAUGGGAUCUGCCUCAGCGAAGCAGACAAGACUGCCGUGCUCACAUUGAUCAGAGAAGAGAUAAUCACUAAAGAGAUUGAAGCAAAUGAAUGGAAGAAGAAAUACGAAGAGACCCGAGAAGAAGUCCUGGAGAUGAGGAAAAUUGUCGCAGAAUAUGAAAAGACUAUUGCCCAAAUGAUUGAGGACGAGCAGAGGGCAAGCGUGAACUCUCAGAAGAGCUUCCAGCAGCUGACUAUGGAGAAGGAGCAGGCUCUGGCUGACCUGAACUCGGUGGAGAGGUCCCUGUCUGAUCUCUUCAGGAGAUACGAAAACCUGAAAGGUGUGCUAGAAGGGUUCAAGAAGAAUGAAGAAGCCUUGAAAAAGUGUGCUCAGGAUUACUUAGCCAGAGUGAAGCAGGAAGAACAGCGAUACCAGGCCCUGAAGGUUCACGCAGAGGAAAAGCUGGACAGAGCCAAUGAGGAAAUUGCUCAGGUUCGCUCCAAGGCGAAGGCAGAGAGUGCCGCUCUCCAUGCUGGACUCCGGAAAGAGCAGAUGAAGGUGGAGUCCCUGGAGAGGGCCCUUCAGCAGAAGAAUCAAGAGAUUGAAGAACUGACAAAGAUCUGUGACGAGUUGAUCGCAAAGCUGGGAAAGACCGACUGAGAGUCGUCCCGUGAGCUGAGCAGAUCCCAGUCUGGCUGCUUCUGUUGUGACCACAUUAUCUUGCCUUAUCCAGAAAUGAUCCCCCUUUUACAGAGAAAAAUAACUGUUUCCAAAAGCACAUGCCUGCUACCGCCCAUCCAUCCCGCUUUGCCGCUGCCGCCACAGCCUGGCUGGUGGAGAGGGAGUCACGUGACCACAGGUCCAGUCACAUGACCGCAGACCUAGAACCAGGCUGCCUAAGCUUCCCUUAGGCUGUUGGGUCUGGCUUGUGCUUUUCCAACUUGGGUUCAUCUAGCUGUUGUCUGUGCUUUUCCCAAGAUUGUGGAAUUUCUAAUUUUGUGGCAACUGUGUGGGUUUAUCUUCCCAGCUCCUAUUUGAUAUUUCUUUGACCUAGUUAAUCUUUUAAAUUUUCAGUAUCAGCAGUUUUAUUGAAGGGGACAGUUUGACCCAUCAUUACUUUGUCGGUGUGGCUCCAAGCUCCCUCUUAUUUAUAGACUUACUCAUGCAUGUACGUCUCUACAUGUCUAUGCCGAUUUUCCCUGAGGCGUAUCCACAUAAGAACCUCCAGGGAGGAGCAUAGUUACAUAAAUAGAUGUAGACUCUUAUUUUGAAACAGAGCCCUAGGUCUAAAAGUUAGCUUCGGACUUUGUAGAGGCUGGGAACCUGGCUCCAUUAAUAGAAUGCUUCCUGUAUACAGAGCCCUGGGUUUGGCCCCCAGAACUAUAAACACUGGAUAUUGGAGUGCAUGCCUGUAGUCUCAACACUCCAGAAGUGGAAGCAGGAUGAUCAAAGUCUAAGGUUGCCUUCAACUACAUAGCCACGUGGAGGCCAACCUGGAUUACAUGAGGCCUUGUUUCAAACAAGGAGUAAGUGGAAGCAUGGGGUAUUCUAGCUAGUGGGAGGUGGGACAGGAAGAUCACUUGAGCCCAGAGUUUAAGGACAGCAGUGCACCAGGCCAGUAGUCUUUUUCUCAAAAAUCAAAUACCCAAACCAGACCUUGAGUCCGGGUGGAGAGGUUGAGGGCACGAAGGUCAGAGGACAUAAGGAAGAUUUCAUGUCUAAGGAAGAUUUGCUGUGCUGUCUGUCGCCCCAGUAUUUGGAUAGCCCGGGACCUCAGCAUGGCCCCUUGUGCUCGUACGGAAAGCAGCGUCGCAUGACCAGCAAGUGUGGGCCUCCCUCAGAGCUGCCCUCAGAUGCAGGUGUCCACCCUGGGCCAUUAGUCUUUAAAGCAAAGUCCACUGUUGUUAUCUCUUUGAAGCACACAAAUGGGCCUUGGGAAAGGGUUAGGUGAUGCUGUUAAAAGAUGAUGGAAGUCCACACAGUCAGAGAGUGAAGACCAGAGCAGCAACCAACGCUUUCAUACUCGGGAUGGGGGGGUGGGCUGUUUGUUUGUUUGUUUGUUUGUUUGUGUGAGACAGGGUUUCUCUGUGUAGCCCUGGCUGUCCUGGAACUCACUCUGUAGACCAGGCUGGCCUGGAACUCAGAAAUCCACCUGCCUCUGCCUCCCAAGUGCUGGGAUUAAAGGCAUGCACCACCACCGAUUGGACUUUUAAACAAAACAGGCCGUAAAGGGGCCUGUGGCUCGUUCUCCAAAUCAGCCCCUGGGAAUAUUUUAAACAAAGACUGCUUGAAUGAUGGAGAGGGGAGCAGGGAGAAGGUCCACACAGACAAAACAAAAUUCGAUGAACUCACAUUGGACUUACCCUGGGGGCAUUGACCCCCAAAUAGAAAUUUCCCACAUUGAUACUAAGUGACUUCCUUUCCACCUGACAGGCAAAGCCAAAUCCAUUCAAGUUUUAAUGCUUUUUUUUUUCCUGCCUUAAUCUUACACCCUGUGUCUUCAUGGUAAAUGUGCACUAUUCAGUACAUAUACAUAUUCCUCCUUGUAAAACCAUUGCAUGAGCCAUCUCCAGCAAUGAAUUGUGCCUCAUGGAGAACCUCCAUAGAUCUUAAAAACCAAUGUUCCCUUAGCAGUGUGUUACCAUGUGCUGUAACCUUUAGCCCCAGGGAAGUGAGUAAGGUCUUUUCAAGCUAGAAAUCCCAUUUUGUCAAUAUGCAUUUAUUAUAACCGGUGCUUAGGAUAGGCUGUAUUCUGAGGCCUACUGUCUUUUAACAUUUUGUACAAAAAACCACAAGCAGACAGAAGUUAUCUGUGGUUGGAGAAAUGGCUUGACAAUCAUUUGGGCUUAAUGCGAAGCCCAUAGCAGUAGACAUAGUGUCAUGUUCAAGUGUCUUCAAGGGACAUAACCAGUGUCAGCUUCCUCCACAAGGGAAAUUAAUUUUGCAUUUUAGAAACAUCGCAGAAGUUUUGCUCCAGUGUUUCAGCGGCAUCCGUGUGCACUCAUUUUAUAUUGUUUCCUGAUUUUUUUUUUUUUUUUGUUCUGAGAUUGUACCCAGGGUCUUGAACAUGCUAGGCAAGUGCUUUACCGUGGAACUACAUCUUUCCUGUCAUCUUUUUAAGCAUGCAUAUUUUUAAAACAUCCUGUGCUGUGCUGUAUGUUACCAAGGCACAGGAGAGGACAGGUGACCCUCCCUCCCUGCCACACUGGCGGGUGGGUGGGCCUUGAAGAAACAGGCCCUGCUAAAUGAAGCUGCUGUACAGGGGAUGUGAACUAGCCCUCUAAGCAACGUUUGCUUUGUGCCUGUUACUCAUUAUCAUUACCAGGAAAUGCUCACGACUUUCAGCUUAUGGAGAUCCUCCAACAAGAAUAAAAAUGUAGCUUGCACAGCUGGCAAGUUAAGAAAAUAUACUAGGCAGAGUAAAAUCUAUUAUUCUUAUUUUUAAUUAAAUAAGCCCUCAGAAGCUUUUUAGCACUCUGGAGAGUCAAAAUAUCAAGUUGUCUUCAACACAUGCUAGGGGCCAAAAGCAGCUUAGUUAGGUGAUUAAAGGGAGACCAGGCAUGGCGGCACGUGCUGGAGGCAGAGGCAGGGACUCAAAGUUCAGGCCUUGACUGGGCUAUACCCUUAGACCCUUGUCUUCAAAGACUCGAGAACUGGGCCUGGGACUCAGUGGUAGCGUUUGCCUAAUACGCACCAGGCAUUAUUGCCGAUCCCCAGCACUGCAAGAACAAAUAACAACAACAACAAAACGCAAGAGAAAUGCUCAGAGUGGCUUGGGAACACUAGGUGAUCUCGCUGAGGCUCAACAUAGAACCCUUUCUUCAACUCUGCUCUGCCAUAGUACAGCUCACCCAUCAGUGUUACAGACUGACCAGCCUCCCGGGGGUCAGGAGGCAGCGCUUACUCUGUUUGGAGACCAGGAGUUCCCCUAAACUUCACAUUCUCCGAAGCGCUAAUAUGGAUUCAAGCAUGUUGAGAAACAGACCAAAUUAGGAAGUGCCGAAGUACACGGUUGGGAAGGCCUGAAGUGCAUGGGAUGAAAUCCCUCAUUUCAGGGUUAUAGCUUACGCAAAACUACCUUUCCAGCCAGUGGCCCUUUUCCCCCUGCAGACUUGCCACUGCCUGUGCACAAACGCUCGCUCACUCACUAGGCAGUCCUGGGUUGAGCAUGGCAGGCCAAAGCCUGCCCUCUCAGCAAUGAUAGCACAGGCUAGAAAGGGCACUCUGCGGCUCACAGGCUUCUCAGGAUCUGUGGCCUAAGUUCACCUAGUACUGAAUUGAAAGUGGUGUGGACCUUCUGAAGCCCUUCCCCACUCCUCCCUUAAUUCCCUGAGGCUCCAUUUCAGUUGGUGAUCUUAUGGCUCAGCUGUUCCUGCUGCCUCUGUAGGACUGGCACCCUCUAAGCUCCCGCUCAGGUUUUUUUGUUUUGUUUUGUUUUUUUUAAAUCUUCUUGGGAAGAGAGAAUGUAGAUGUUGAAAGAGUAAAUGAUUUAGGCAAGGAAUUUAAAGAUGUAUAUAUUAUGAAUUUUAAGGGUAGCAGAUUCCUAUUUACUUACUAAUGAGCAGGUACGGUCUGGGAAUCCCAGAACGCCAAGCCAAAGGUCGAAGAAAUUACCUUUCAAAAAGUUUUAAUAAUGAAGUUAUUUCAAAGGAGACUAAUGUCCAAGAAAAGUUUGACUGGCCUCCAGGUUCCGAUUAUUUUUUAAAAAGCAAUACACCAGGGCUGGGGAUGUAGCUCAGUUGGUGACACACUUGCUCAGCAUGCACAAGUCCCUGGAUGUCAUCCCCCAGUGCUGGGGAAAAAACCAGAAAUAUUUACUACUAAGUCCUUCCUAUUUGGGGAGAAAAGGGAAACUCGGUCUAGAACCAGCUCUUCUCCAUAGGCUCUCUUGUAGAACAGAGUACAGGCAAGCACUUGGCACUGCAUAAAGACUGCACUUCUAGUAAUUUCCAUCCAGAUGCAGCCCCCUUCCGUGCCUCUCAGCAUGCAGUUAGAUUUGGACAAAUAGGAUUUCCCAGGAAUGACUCCCUCAAUUGCACCAUGGUUUCAGCUUUAUGUAAACACACCUGGUCGUUAUAGUUCUAGUUUGGAGAUGCUGCUGCAACGCUGGCCGCAGGUGGGGCUGAGGUCUGGCCUGAACCUUCCCUGUAUGGCGUCUUCAACACCCAACUGUCAGGAUGCCACUCUAUGGCCCUGCCUCCUCCUGGUAUCUGAGUAUGCUCAGCAAAAGUGCUUCCCCCCACCCCUCACAUAAGUAACUGAUUCUAUAUUUGUGAGUAAUUUUUCAAAUGGACACACAGAAAUCUGAACUCUGAAACCAUAUCCAGACCAGAUACAGGGCAGUGCGAAGGUCAUACCCGCAGCCUCGGCUUUGUCCCUUGCAGUCCUUGGGACAGGAUUCAGGCACUCCAUCAAGUCUCCAAAGGCAUCUGUCAGCUUUCCAGUACUGCUGUUUUCAAGUCUGUGUUUGCCAAUAGAUACCCACUGUACUAAUGUGCCAAGUGUUUAUUGCACAUUUGCUCCCACUGUGUACCCCCAACCCCUGCCUCCUGGUGCCCCAGAGUGGGUGAAGAGACCCUCACUGGGGCAGGGGAAUGGGGAGCCAGGGGCGCACACCUCACUGACUCCUGCUGUCAGGACAGUGUUGUGUGGAAUAAUCAUCCUCAUAGAUUUUAUACACAUAGUAAUUUCCCUUUUUUAUAUGUCAGGUAAAUAUUUGUAAAAGUUAUACUCACACAAAAGAAAUUAUUAUGAUAAUUACUAAUAUAUUUUUUCCAUGUUUCAUUGCCUGAAUAAAAACUGUUUACCACUGUUGCA
Mastomys coucha (southern multimammate mouse) is the source of this 7956-nucleotide messenger RNA. It is a transcript of the gene Tacc1, whose product is annotated as transforming acidic coiled-coil containing protein 1. The record is from RefSeq and is a predicted model, not a curated record. Gene Ontology annotation, cellular component: cytoplasm. Bases 472 to 2799 code for a protein of 775 amino acids. The transcript is spliced from 13 exons. Gene Ontology annotation, biological process: cerebral cortex development; mitotic spindle organization; cell population proliferation. NCBI's taxonomy places the organism in Eukaryota, Metazoa, Chordata, Mammalia, Rodentia, Muridae.